Crotalus tigris (Tiger rattlesnake) is the source of this 7040-nucleotide messenger RNA. RefSeq names its product FIG4 phosphoinositide 5-phosphatase (gene FIG4). Gene Ontology annotation, molecular function: phosphatidylinositol-3,5-bisphosphate 5-phosphatase activity. The transcript has 23 exons. Gene Ontology annotation, cellular component: intracellular membrane-bounded organelle. Lineage: Eukaryota; Metazoa; Chordata; Lepidosauria; Squamata; Viperidae. The record is from RefSeq and is a predicted model, not a curated record. Gene Ontology annotation, biological process: phosphatidylinositol dephosphorylation. The coding region runs from base 749 to 3472 and encodes 907 amino acids.
GAAAGGGGGGAGGGUUAUGAAAGCUGAAAAGUCAGUAGUGCUCGCUAUAUAGCUUCAAUGCCUGUGAUUUGAAUUCUGCCUCAACAGAGUAUUAGUCUCAGUGGGCAGGAAUCUUAAUUCAGCCGCGUAAGGUGCUCCUAGGAACAGAGGGAUGAAACUUCAUGCAAACGAUGACGUGGAUUUUCAUCCACGAAAGCUGAAAUCCUUUAGGAAAAGAAAAGAGUAAAACUUGUGUCCUACAAGUUACUACCACCAAGGUAGAUUUCCUAGAUUCCACUCGCCAAUAGCGCGAGCAGAGGAUGAAAAAAAAAAAAAAAAACAACGGGGCGUUUUGCUCUUUGGCUUACAAUCCCCGCUUCAAAAUUUCCCCUGUUCCGGGCAAGAACCGGUAUCAUUCCCAAACCCAAAAUGGCCGCGGCGCCGGCAAAUUCAAUCACGUGGGUUUUUGCGCUUUCCUUAGCUGUCACUCUCUCGCGAUCUUGCUCGGUGUUGGCGGAACAGUCACCUACUCUCGAGGGGGAGAUGGGGGGGGAAAUCCUCUGUUUCUUCGGCACCUAAUCGACCCUUCCUCGUAGGGUCCGUCGCCGAUCGAGUAAAAUAGAGAAGAAAAUGAGUUCACGCGGCCCGCAUUUAUCUCGAGCUGUAGCUUAGCUAAGGCCAAGCCUGUCCUCAAAAGGAGGAAGGGGCGUUAUAGGACAGGUGGGAGCUUUCCCGGGUGGCUGAGUGUAAUCCCCUCUGCUGUGUUACCAUGCCUGUGGCGGCUCCGAUCAUCAGCUCUGUGCAAAAACUGGUGCUGUACGAAACUAGAGCUCGAUAUUUUCUUGUUGGAAGCAACCACGCAGAAACCAAAUAUCGUGUUUUGAAAAUCGAUCGUACAGAACCCAAGGAUUUAGUUGUUAUUGAUGACAGGCAUGUAUAUACCCAGCAAGAGGUGAGAGACCUACUAGGCCGUUUAGAUCUGGGCAAUAGGACAAAAAUUGGACAAAAGGGCUCAUCUGGAUUAUUACGUGCUGUCUCUGCUUUUGGGAUAGUAGGUUUUGUCAGAUUCUUAGAAGGUUAUUACAUUGUGCUUAUUACAAAGAGGAGAAAGAUGGCAGAUAUUGGAGGACAUGCAGUAUAUAAAAUAGAAGAUACAAAUAUGAUCUACAUUCCAAAUGACUCUGUGCGAGUGAGUCAUCCUGAUGAAGCAAGAUACCUCCGAAUUUUUCAGAAUGUGGACCUCUCUAGUAAUUUUUAUUUCAGCUAUAGCUAUGAUCUGUCCCACUCCCUUCAAUAUAACCUUACUGUUUUGAGAAUGCCUCUAGAUGUACUUAAAAAAGAAACAACACGAACUCGUCAAGAGUGUUUUGAUAUUUUUGAAGAUGAGGGACUUGCUACUCAAGAUGGAAAUUGUGUAUUUGGAAUUUGCAGUGAACCUUACAGAAAAUAUGUAUGGAAUGGGAAAUUGCUUGAUGUUGUCAAAACUACAGUUCAUCGAGACUGGCUUUUGUAUGUUAUUCAUGGAUUUUGUGGGCAGUCGAAACUGCUUAUUUAUGGUCGCCCAGUGUAUGUCACUUUAAUAGCCAGAAGAUCAAGUAAAUUUGCUGGAACACGGUUUCUAAAGAGAGGAGCAAACUGUGAGGGAGAUGUAGCAAAUGAAGUAGAAACUGAGCAAAUACUUUAUGAUGCUUCAGUAAUGUCAUUUUCUGCUGGAAGCUAUUCAUCUUAUGUCCAAGUGCGAGGUUCAGUCCCUCUGUAUUGGUCUCAAGACAUAUCGACUAUGAUGCCUAAGCCACCAAUUACACUGGAUCAGGCAGAUCCAUUUGCUCAUGUAGCUGCUCUUCACUUUGAUCAAAUGCUCCAGAGAUUUGGCUCUCCGAUCAUCAUUUUGAAUCUUGUGAAGGAACGUGAAAAAAAAAAACAUGAAAGGAUACUAAGCGAAGCGCUUGUUGCUGCUGUAACGUACCUCAAUCAGUUUUUACCUCCUGAACAUGCUAUUGUAUACAUUCCUUGGGAUAUGGCCAAAUACACAAAGAGCAAACUGUGUAAUGUCCUUGAUCGACUGAAUGUGAUUGCCGAAAACGUGGUGAAGAAAACUGGUUUCUUUGUAAAUCGAUCUGAUUCCUUCUGCAAUGUUUUGCGACCAGAUGAAAAAUGGAGUGAACUAGGAGGAUUUGUAGUUUCCAAUGGCCGUUUACAGACAGGAGUUCUUCGAACCAAUUGUGUGGACUGCUUAGAUCGCACGAAUACAGCCCAAUUUAUGGUUGGAAAGUGUGCUUUAGCCUACCAACUCUAUUCCUUGGGAUUGAUUGACAAACCCAAUCUUCUAUUUGACACAGAUGCUGUUAGAUUAUUUGAAGAAUUAUAUGAAGAUCAUGGGGAUACAUUGUCACUCCAGUAUGGUGGCUCUCAACUGGUUCAUAGAGUAAAAACUUACAGAAAAAUAGCACCCUGGACCCAGCAUUCUAAAGAUAUUAUGCAAACUCUUUCAAGAUACUAUAGCAAUGCUUUUUCAGAUGCUGACCGGCAAGAUUCUAUUAACUUGUUUCUAGGAGUAUUUCAGCCUGAAGAAGGGAAGUCUCAUCUCUGGGAACUUCCUACUGAUUUUUAUUUACAUCAAAAGGAUGCAAUGAAUCUUCUCCAGACAAGGCGAAGCUACACUUUUUGGUGGACUCCUGGUGUUUUAAAGUAUUUGCCACUGCCUUUUGAUGAAGUGACAUGUGCUGAAAACCAGAGGAAGCUAAUAGUGAAGAGAUUUCAUAGGUUUGAUGAAGAGAUUGACAUUCAUAAUGAUUUUUUUCGACCGUAUGAACUCAGCAGUUUUGAUGAAAUCUUUUGCUUGGCAAUGACAAAUUCAAUGCGAGAUUUUAUGCCCAAGAAUGUUCCCAUUGAUCCCAGCCCAUUUACUGUACGUAAACCAGAUGAAACUGGAAAAUCUGUUUUGGGAAACAAAAGCAACCGAGGAGAAGAAACCGUACUGCAACGUAAAACGGCUGCUAGUGCUCCUCCGCCCCCCAGCGAGGAGGCCGUGUCCAGCAGCUCUGAGGAUGAUUCUGGAACUGAUAAAGAAGACGAGGGUGCCACCUCUCAGCGUUCAACACCCGUGAAAAUAUCAGAUACUGGAGACAAUACCAAAAUAACAGAAAAUGUAGUGCAACCUGCCAAAGAUGUCUAUUGGAUUAAUCUUUCAGAAUCUCCUUCAGAAGAUGAUCUCAGCAUAUAUACAAGGUUUGUUCAGUUGGGACAGAGUCAACAGAAGCAAGAAAAAAGUUCCCAAACUUUCUGCCCUAAAAACCUAGAUGGAGUUAUACAUUUAACACCCAUCUCUGCCUUCUCCCAAGACAACAUUUAUGAAGUUCAACCACCUAAAGUAGACAGGAAAUCUAUUGAGAUUUUUCAUGCUCACAUCCAAGCAAGCAAGGGUAUUAUGCAGCCUUUGGGAAAAGAUGACAUCUUCCUGUACCGAGAGUAUAUUAGAAACAGAUACCUGUGAAAAAAUGACAGUGCUCAUCUCUUCUGAAUGUAACUGCACUGAAUCUUAGAUAGGUGUUGCAAGGAAAGUUAGGAGGAAAGUACCAUGAAUGUCUCUUAUAUGUAUUUCUUCUUCCCACAACUCCAAGGAGGAGAGAUGACUUAUUUCUUAAUGGCUUUGUGGUACUAAUACAAAUAAUGUGAAGUGCAAAUAAUUAGUUAAAAAAAUGAACUGAAUAUAACUAUUGAAAAUGAUUGAGAUUAUUAAAGAUUUUGAUAAGCAGUAUUGUGUACAAAUGGAAGUGCAUACACAUAUUGUAUGUGUACAUACAUGUAUAGAUAUCUGUAAGUAAAUUUAGAUGCACAAUUCAACAUAGUUAGGGAGCGAAAAGUUGCCAUCUAAUUAAAUUGAACUUCAACCUUUAUGCAUGCCCAAAGUCCCAGCAACAUGCCUAAAAAGAUCUAAAAACAUGUUCGCUAUAAAGUAAUUUCUAAUAAUUUUCUAUUAGAGGUCAGGGUAAGGAAAUUUUUAUUUGAUAAAGAAGAGAGGUGUUGUGUAAUUUAUUAAAUGUAGUAGAGAAAAUUGGAUAAUGAAAUGUCUGCAAACAUACAAUCAGCUCAGAGAGCAUCAAGGACUCCAUAGUUUCUAAUUUACUGUCCUCAUCUUCAUUAGACCCAAUUGAUUAGAAAAUAAAAGGAAUGCUUAGCAAUUUUUGGGCAUUGCAAACAGGAGAUUUUGCCAUUUGUGUUUCUGUGAGAGCACAACUUGCAGAUUCAAUCCCACAUCUUCACUCAAACAAGUGCAUUAGGCAUGGCAGAAGACAAUUUUGUUGCCAUCUACUAUGAAGGCCUUGGAAUUGUUGUACAAGCUUCAGAGAUGGAUGUCAGUUUCUAUUGCAUCUGAAUCGCAAUCAUAUGACCAUGGGACCACUGUAAGUCCCCCUCAUUAAAUUUUGAAUGGUCGCUGAAUGAGUAGUUAUAAUCUGAGGUUUACUUGUAUCAAUAUGAAUCUUUUAUAGAGAUUGUGCACCAGAUACAAUGGUUCACUCCACAUUGUCUUCUAAAGUAGUGUGUGAUGUAUUUCCGAUAUAAUCUAUGAAACGUCUGUUCCUUAUGAAUAAUACCAACUUACAGUAAUAAUGCCAAAUAACAAUUAACACCAAGAUUAAUAUCAGACCAACAAUCAAGAAGUAAACAAUACCCCAAUCAAGGAACUGCCAAACAUAUAACAGUAAACAGCCCAACCCAAGAACCACCAAGACCACUCUCUACUAACACUGACAGGGCAAGCCACUGGAAUAUAAAUUGAGAACAAACCUCACUCUUUACUAGCACUGAUGAUGUUAUCUAGUUUGGGUAAACCCUAAGCUACAAAUAUUCUCCUUUAUCAGACCUGUUGAUACAAUUGAGCAACACUGUUUGACUAUAGAAGAAAUUAAUGUAGCUUGGAAACAAUAUACUGAGAAGUUGCUUGCAAGAUUGUUUGAUAUUAAAGCAGAAGAUAUAGAAAACAACAAAUUUUAUUGGAUAAAACUGACUGAUUUGAUUUUUUAAAAAAAUGCUGCAUUACAAAAGCAAUAAGGAAAAUGAUGCUCUAGAUCUGGCAAAAUUGUUUUACAAAUGAAACCAGUUGAUGUUUUAAUAAUUAAAGGGGAUUAAGUGUCAAGAUCAUCCAGAAAAUAGCGCACCAAGCAGCAGGAUGAAUAUUUCUCCUGCCAACAAACAACUGGUUUUGCUUCCAAAGCUGGCUCUUUGGGAGUGCGCUUCCCAGAUUUGAACUAUGAAAGACUCAAGACAACUCAUACAACUGUGUACUUGCCUGAGAAUAGGAAGCUAGACGAUUGCACUUCUCCAUAAGAGCGACCACAGGGUUGAGUCUCCAUCUUUUCCUAUCAGCAUUUGAUGUUUUUUAAGGUGUGCUUCAGUUUUAAAUAUUAUGUUUUGAACAUUUUUUUUGCUUUUGACCUAUAUUUUUAAUUAAUUGAACGUUGGUUUAUUUUAUACCCCCUUGCUGGACUGUGAACAUUUUACUUUUUUAUUGCUUUGCUUUGGAGUCAGGAAACAUUUUAUUUUUGCUAUGUGGAAGGUGACAGCACAAAGACUUUCUCCUUGGUAAUGAAAGUGAUCUGAUUUGAUUUAUAUCUGCACCAGUCUACUGCAAGGAUUUUAUAUUUUACUAGUUUUUAAAAAAAACUUUGCUGCUUUAUUUUGCUUUUCUAUAUAUUUUUGGUCACUUUUUUUUCCUCUGAAGAGAUGGCAAUUUUCUUUCUUUUUUAAACUCUCUAUCACGGGAAAUAUCUUACCUUUUUCUGCAGACAUUUUGUUAUGGAACAUCUGCUCCUUUUGUUUUUGAGAAGAAUUACCUACAUUUUGUUGUGAAAGUCUGGCAAUAAGAGAAAUUUGAAAUAUAUUAAAAAUGAAAACAACAAUAAAUUGAGGAUUAACAGUACAUAUUAUAUACUCUUUAAAAUGCCCACAAAAAGAGAUACAAAAGAAAGGCAAGAGCCAGAUCAAUUUAAUGUCAAAGCCUUCUUGGAAACCUUCAAAAAACAGAUGCUUUUCAACUUACAAGCUCUGAAUGAAAAUUUAGAGAAAAGGUUUGAUGAUUUAACAACAGGCAUAAAUCAACCUAAAGAUGAUACUCAGAUAUAGUUAAUAGCAGCUACAGUACACUUGCGGUUGGGUGGAUUGGAAGUCAGUUUGCUGACAGAAUUAAAGGAGGAGCUUUGUUUAACAAUUGCAGGUUUAUUAGAGAAGGCUGAAAGGGGUAUGAAUUUAAAAGGCUUAGAGAUGGCAAUAUGGAUUGGCAAUGAACUUGACUUUCUUAAGAAAACUGAUGGAAAUUGUGGAAUAGAUGAAUUAUAUUCAGUCAGAAGAUAACUGUUAAAGACAUGUUGUGGUUCAACUUGCAUGAAAAACUACUGAACAACAAGUGUUGUGGAGAUACAACAGAGAACUAUGAUUUUGGGGAACGAGAUGCAAUUGUUGGAAAAGAUCUCAAUUAUAAUUUUAAGAAAAAUGUUUAUUAUUAAGCAUCAAUUGAAAAUACAAAUCAACGAUAAUGAUUGCAGUGGUUUAUGGUAGAUUAGAAGCCUUUGUGGACUUCCUGCAUGUGAAAUACAAUAAUAGAUUAAUAACAGAGGACUUUGAAGUUUAGUUUUGUUGUUGGCUUUAUCUGUUAACUCCCGCCCCCAGUAAAUAGAUGGUAGGUCAGAUUAGCUUGACAAAUAGAGCUGUAGAAAUUUAUGAACUAUAGACCUGUUUUACAAGGGAGAAAAUUAUUGUUGAAAUGUAUCUAUCGGGGGUACAAUAUAUGUAUAUGUUUUUAAUGCACUUUUUUUGUCUUAUAUGGUUUUUGCUUUGUUGUUUCCCUUUUUUCUGUUGAAGUUUGUAUUUUAAGUUUGAAAAUAAAAUUAAAAAAUAAUUAAAAAGUCAUGCAAAUAAUAAAUCAGAAUAAAGACUCGGAAGGCCCUCUCCUGUUGGGUUUACAAAAAGAAGUUGUUCAACUAAUCAAACUGUUCCUACGAGUAGAUAAAGAGAAAUUAUUCAAGCUAUUCCUAAAAGAAGACAAAUAAAAAAAUGAUAACUAA